UUGAUGGGCUGCUUGUGUUUUAAACCCGGAACUUUGUCCGUAUAAGUUGGUUUUAAACAACUUGUACUUCUUCGCCAGUUCGUCCUUGGUCUUCAAAGAAUUAUUGAUCAUGAGUUCUAAUAAGGGAAAGACUUUGUAUCAUUACACUGAUAAAGAUGGUGCAGAAGGGAUUCAAAAUAGUGGUGUAAUCAAGGAAUCUCGCCCUGAACGUGCAGACGCAGUUUAUGGUCCAGGUGUCUACCUUACCGAUCUUCCACCAUCGACACCCAACAAUAUACUUCUGGUAAACAACUACGGCAACGCACCGAAAGAAAACGAUGCAAAUAAUGUGUCGCAUGCUGUAGAGAUUAAGGUUCCUCCGAACAAGAUGCAAAAUUUUGAAACUCAAUCCAGUUCACGUCAAGUGUACAAGCAUAAGGGAGACCUUCAUUUGAAAGAUUACGAUGGAAAAGUCUAUAAGAGAUAAAACCACCACAGACUCUCAGACCAAAUGCCAAGAAAGUCAUAAUUAAAUUGUUUCAAAGCUAUUGUAUAGAUGACUAGAUAUCACAGUUAUUAUUUUCACUAGUUAAAAUAACACAUUCGGGGUUUCUCUAUAUUCUCUAUAUAGUGGAAGUAAGAAAAAAGCUACGCUCACUCGUGUGAGAUCUUUUCAACACUCGAAGAUAAAAUUCGUAUCUCCGCGCGCCCAUGUAAUAUCCUCUGUUUCUUAAUUUUUAAAAUCAUAUUACAGCUGCAGAGCAAGAUUCCMAUUUGAAGAAAAAGCAGAUUCUCAUUACUGUAAAAUAAGUUCUUUUAACAAAAAAAGAGUGCAAGACAUUAUUUUCCUUUGUUUAUAAUUAGUACUGUACACUAGAGUACUUUAAAAAUGAAUGUUUUUGGUGGAGAUCGGGGUGAGGUCAGGACAGUAGCUAGUAAGAGGCCAACCGAGGCACUCGCCUCGGUUGAAAUUUUGCCAAUCGCAAAAUUAAAAUACAAAAGAAAGUGUUCGGCUUCAGUGGUCGUGUUUUCUUUUAAUGUAUUCCUAAUUUCCUAAAUCCCUAAAAAUCAGGACAACGUUUUCGUAAUUAGGUGUAUAUAUAUUAAUCGGCUUGAUAUGAAUGUGAAGACCGCAUCAGUGUAACUAUGAUAAACACGAUAUAGAAAUGAAAGAAAGUUAUAGUGCUUAGAAGGAGGCAAUUCCGGGAGAAAGUCCCUUAGGAAUAAAUUCGGAAAAAUUAAUUUCCGACCUCGCUGGGACUCGAACUCACGACCUUCGGGUUUGUACUACCGAUGCUCUACCAGCUGAGCUACAAGGCCAGACUGGGAGCAGGUCGGGGUGAAAUAGAUGUUAGUUUGCGGUAAUAGAAUAAUGUAAAGAUAUGAAUAUGAAGAUUAUAUUAAUCUUGUACUUAUAAUAGCUUCUUGGUUUCAUAAAUAUAUUGCAUGAUAAAUUCCGGUAACCUGUUGAAUAAAGAGUUACUAAAACGGGAUGAGUGCGUAAGUUAACUACCUUUUAUAUAUGAACCUGUUUACUUCCCAAAAGUAGGUUCUUAUAUGCGGGUUUCUACUGUAUACAGCAAUGAUUCAAUACUUAUUUUAUGUUAUGUUUUUUUUUGUGUGUAUCUUAAUACGUGAAAUAUCGCUAUUACAAAAAAUAAAAUAAAAUACUGAAAUGGAGACGCGUGAGUCAAGAGA
Molecule: messenger RNA, 1677 nt
Organism: Exaiptasia diaphana
Lineage: Eukaryota; Metazoa; Cnidaria; Anthozoa; Actiniaria; Aiptasiidae
Exons: 3
Coding region: 110-466 (118 amino acids)
Source: RefSeq, a predicted model, not a curated record